AUGCAUCUCCGCCGCCUCUUUUCACAACCACAAACAAAAACACUCCUACAGAUUCAGCUACAGCUACUCCGCCUCUCCUCUAAACCACUCACAUUCACACCCACCCUCACCCCCGUACGCAGAAUGACCUCCGCAACCGACACCCGCCCGCCGCUCAUCACCGUCAUCGGCGCCACGGGCACCGGAAAGUCAAACCUUGCGGUAGAUCUUGCUCUAGCGCUCAACGGCGAGAUCAUCAAUGCCGACGCGAUGCAGAUGUACGCGGGGCUGCCCAUCAUCACGAACAAGAUCACGCCGGAGGAGGCGCGCGGGGUGCCGCAUCAUUUGCUGGGUGUGUUGGGUGUGCGUGAUGCAUGGCAGGUGGGGAGGUUUGUUAGUGAGGCGGGGAGAAUCAUAGCUGAGAUCCACGCGCGGAAUAAGGUCCCGAUACUGGUCGGCGGAACACACUACUACAUCCAAUCCCUCCUGCACCCAACAACCAUCACCUCCACCUCUACCUCCACCUCCACCUCCACUUCUACCUCUACCCCCGAGACUCCCGCCACCCCUUCCACCCCCUCCGCCCUCCCACCCCUCAUCAGCGACCCCACCACCCCCACCGCAACCCUCCACGCCCACCUCACCACCAUCGACCCCACCAUCGCCUCCCACUGGCACCCCAACGACCGCCGCAAGAUCCUCCGCUCCCUCACAAUCUACUACACCACCGGUCAACCCCCCAGCAGCCUCUACGCCGCGCAACCAACCCCACACUCCCCCUACCGCGCCCUCCUCCUCUGGGUCCACGCGUCGACACCCGCCCUCCGCGCCCGCCUCGAUAACCGCGUCGACGCCAUGCUGAGCCGCGGCAUGGCGCACGAGAUCGAGCAGAUGAAGGCACUGUGGGACGAGGCGGGCGACGCCGUCGAUGCAACCGCGGGCAUAUGGCAGAGUAUCGGCUUCAAGGAGUUCCUGCCGUUUAUGCGGCGCAGGGCGGAGCUGGGGGUGGAGUAUGGGAUUGGUGGCGGGGAGGAAGAGACGCAAGACCUGGAACCGGCGGUGAGGAGGGAGCUGGGGACGCUGUUGGACGCGGCGCUGGAGGGGAUGAAGACGGCGACGAGGCAGUAUGCGAAGUCGCAGGUGCGGUGGAUACGGCAGAAGCUUAUCCCUGCGCUGGGCGGCGACGAUGCGUUGUUCCUGCUGGACUCGACGUCGCCGGAGGAGUUUGCGGCGACGGUGUGCCCGACGGGCGUCGGGAUUGCGAGGGCGUUUCUGGCGGGGGAGGGGUUGCCGGAUCCACGGGGGUUGGGGGCGCUGGCGGAGGAGGUGCUGGGCGCGGAGAGGAAAGGGAGGGGUGGGUGGUCGGAGUCGAGGGAGUGUAAGGUGUGUGAGACGGUGUGCGUGGGGGAGGAGCAGUGGAGGGUGCAUGUGAGGAGCAAUAGGCACAAGAAGGCGGUGGGGCGGCAAAGGAGGGGGAAUGAGGUGGAGGCGUGGAAGGCGUGGGAGGUGGAGAGAAGGCGGUGGAAGGAGGGUGGGCGUGUUGGGGAGGAGCCGAGGAGGCCGGGCGCGGAGGUGAGUGGGAGUGAGAGUGAGGAUGGAAGUGGGGAGGAUGAGGAUGUGCCGGUGGCUGCGGCUGUAGCUGUGGGGAGCGGCAAUUGA
This is a messenger RNA of Morchella sextelata, 1638 nucleotides long. RefSeq lists its product as uncharacterized. Lineage: Eukaryota; Fungi; Ascomycota; Pezizomycetes; Pezizales; Morchellaceae. The transcript has 3 exons. Gene Ontology annotation, cellular component: mitochondrion. Gene Ontology annotation, molecular function: tRNA dimethylallyltransferase activity. The record is from RefSeq and is a predicted model, not a curated record. The coding region runs from base 1 to 1638 and encodes 545 amino acids. Gene Ontology annotation, biological process: tRNA modification.